Sitodiplosis mosellana (orange wheat blossom midge) is the source of this 2727-nucleotide messenger RNA. RefSeq lists its product as uncharacterized. Gene Ontology annotation, molecular function: metallocarboxypeptidase activity; zinc ion binding. Gene Ontology annotation, biological process: proteolysis. Bases 63 to 2579 code for a protein of 838 amino acids. The transcript has 20 exons. Lineage: Eukaryota; Metazoa; Arthropoda; Insecta; Diptera; Cecidomyiidae. The record is from RefSeq and is a predicted model, not a curated record.
UUUGAAUAGAACAGGGUGUGGUGAUCUUGAUCCAUUUGCUCAGUUUUCAUUAGUUGUGAAAAAUGAACUUCUUAGCUUUGACAAUUGUGUUUGCCUGUUUUGUGGCAUGUUUGGGUGUGAAGGCCCGAUACGAUAACUACCGCGUGUAUUCGAUUGAGGUUGAAAAUGAACAACAGUUGGAAGUGCUAAAGGAUUUCGAAAGUGGUCGAGAUGGAAUUUCAUUCUUGAAAACACCAACUGGCAUACAGCAAACAGCUGAAAUUAUUGUGCCACCUCACAAAUUCGCCGAUAUCGGUGAUUUAUUCGAAGAGCAGAAAUUGAAAAACCACGUGAAAAUUGCCAAUCUUCAAAAAUUGAUCGAUGAAGAGCAACCAAAGAAUUUGGAUCGCUCCGGUUUUGGUUGGAAGCAAUACAACGAACUAGGUGCAAUUUAUGCUUGGCUUGAUGAUAUACUUAAAAAAUAUCCAAAAGUACUCACCAAUUAUACCUACGGAAAAUCUUAUGAAAAGCGUCCUCUCCGCGCUGUCAAAGUGUCCCACAAAAAGGGAAAUCCAACUAUUUUUAUUGAAUCCACCAUUCAUGCAAGAGAAUGGAUUACAGCUGCAACAGCCACGUAUUUCUUGAAUGAAUUGCUCACAUCGGAUGAUGUCGAUAUCCGAAAAUUGGCCGAUAAUUACGAUUGGGUGUUCGUUCCGGUUGUGAACGUCGAUGGGUAUGUGUACGCACAUUCAAAGGAUCGAAUGUGGAGAAAAACACGCAAGCCAAGCCCGAAGAAUAAGAGAUGCGUUGGAGUUGAUGCAAACCGAAACUUUGAUAGCCAUCAUGGAGAGGUUGGCGCUUCAACGGACCCUUGUUCAGAGAUAUAUGCCGGUCCAACGCCAUUUUCAGAGCCAGAAACACUUGCUUUGUCCAAAUUCAUCAAGUCUUUUGAUAACAUUAAGCUGUACCUUUCAUUCCAUUCGUAUAGUCAACUUUUGCUCUUCCCAUACGGGUACACAAAACAACACGCGAAAAAUCAUAAGGAUUUGAAUCAAAUCGGACAGAAAACAAAACAAGCCAUCGCCAAAAGAUACGGAACACAAUACAAAGUCGGAAACACUGGCCAAGCAAUCUAUCUUGCUUCUGGAGGUUCCGAUGAUUGGGUAUAUGACAGUCUGAAUGUACUUCUCUCAUACACUUUUGAGUUCCGAGACACAGGCCGUUAUGGAUUCGUUCUUCCAGCAAACCAGAUUAUUCCCAACUCACUGGAAGUUAUCGAUGGUCUAAAGGCUAUGAUCAAAGAAGCGAAGUCACUUGGACAGUGUAGAGGUCUCAUUUUAAUUACAAAAGUAUUAUUAAUGAAGUUAAUAACUGUGGCAAUAUUAUUUGCCUGUUUUGUGGCAUGUUUGGGUGAAAAGGCCCGAUACGAUAACUACCGUGUGUAUUCGAUUGAGGUUGAAAAUGAGCAACAGUUGGAAGUGCUAAGGGAUUUCGAAAGUGGUCGAGAUGGAAUUUCAUUUUUGGAAACACCAACCGGCAUACAGCAAACAGCUGAAAUUAUUGUGCCACCUCACAAGUUCGCCGAUAUCGGUGAUCUAUUCGAAGAGCAGAAAUUGAAAAACCACGUGAAAAUUGCCAAUCUUCAAACAUUGAUCGAUGAGGAACAACCAGAGAAUUUGGAACGCUCUGGUUUUGGAUGGAAGCAAUACUAUGAUUUAACUGCAAUUUAUGCUUGGCUUGACGAAUUACUUGAACAAUAUCCAAAUGUACUUAGCGAAUAUAAUUAUGGAACCUCGUAUGAAAAUCGUACUCUUCGUGCAUUGAAAGUUUCCCACAAAAAGGGAAAUCCAACCAUUUUCAUCGAGUCAACUAUACAUGCCCGCGAGUGGGUUACAGUUGCAACAGCCACGUAUAUCUUGAAUGAAUUGCUCACAUCGGAUGAUGCCGAAAUCCGAAAAUUAGCCGAUAGCUACGAUUGGGUGUUCGUUCCGGUGACAAAUGUCGACGGAUAUCAAUACACACAUUCAAAGGAUCGAAUGUGGAGAAAAACACGCAAGCCAAAUCCAUCAUCAACCUGUGUUGGGGCGGAUCCAAACCGAAACUUUGACUUCCACCAUGCAGAGGUUGGCGCUUCUACGAACCCUUGUGCAGAAACAUAUGCCGGUCCAACGCCAUUCUCAGAGCCAGAAAUACUUGCUUUGUCAAAAUUCAUCAAGUCGUUUGACAAUAUCAAGCUAUAUAUUUCAUUCCAUUCGUAUAGUCAACUUCUUCUUUUCUCAUACGGUCAUUCGAAGGAGCACACACCUAAUCAUAACGAUUUGAAUCAAAUCGGCCUGAAAACAAAACAAGCUAUCGCUCAACGAUAUAAAACACAAUAUCGAGUGGGAAGUAUCGCCGAAGCAAUCUAUCUUGCAUCUGGAAGUUCCAUUGACUGGGUGUAUGGCACUCAAAAUGUUUCCCUCACAUACACUUUUGAGUUCCGAGACAAAGGUCGCUAUGGAUUCCUUCUUCCAGCAAACCAGAUUAUUCCCAACUCACUGGAGGUUAUCGAUGGUCUAAAGGCUAUGGUUGCAGAGGCUAAGGCACUUCAGUACUUAUGAAAAUGUACUUGAAUUACGAUUUGACUCUAAACUAUUUUACAAAAUUAUCAUUUUAACAAUUUGUCGUAAAAGUUAAAGCAAACGAACUCGAACAACAUGCUGUAGAAUGAAGUAUAUCAAUUGCAAUACAAUCACAACAAAUGCAAAA